UUUAGACAGGUGACGUGGAUUGAUUAAAAAAAAAAAAAAAAGCAGCCGAGAGCAUAACUGGAAUAACACUCCCUCCAAAAUUAAAGUUCAGAACGCCAGGUCACAUGACCCAAUAACAGUCGGAGGUUGAUGUAAACAACAAAACAGCUUCCUAGUGGGAUGCACAUGUAUCAGAGACGAGAUAUAAGUGAACGAUUAAAUUUCCUGUCAACAAAUGACUAGACGACCUAAUAACAAGUGAGACAUUAUUUGUGUUCUUGUUUUUCAUUUCGUCAGAGAAACUAACUUUGUAAAUUGAAGAGUCGACCAAAAGUUGUUACAAAAAGAAGAAAAAAAAAAUCAGGAUGCUUUUAAACAGCGAAGAAACCAUGAACACAUGGAGUGAGAUACUGUUUGACAAGCUUUGGCCUACCACUGUGUUUGUCGUGGUUCUGAUUGCCGUGGGUGUCCCAGGUAACCUGCUCGUCUUCUGUGUUUACCUGAAGCGUUUUCGUCCCAGUGCCGCCAGAGUGUUCAUCCUCGCCAUGGCCGUGUGUGACUUCCUGACCAAUGUCAUCAGUCUUCCCUUGAUGAUUUUUCAUCUCAAGCACUUUUACAACUCUGUGGAUAGUCCAACCUGCAAAUUUAUUCAGGCUUCGUGGAGGUUCCCCACCAUCACGUCGGUGUUGUUGCUGGUGUGUGUGGCCGUUGAUCGUCAUCGUCGCAUCUGUUUUCCUUUCAAACCACAGAUCACACACCGACAAGCAAUACUCAUACUGCUGUUCCUGUUGAUUAUAACUGUACUGAUUACUUCUCCUUUUGUUAUCUUUUAUGGUCGAUUUCGGUGUUUUCUUGAGGAACAAUAUUUUCCGUCGCCUUGGAUAAAAGGCACUGCCGUCCUAUUGAUGAUACUCGUUGCUAUAUCAGUGAUCAUACUCAUGGUCUGCUACAUCCACAUCGUUUGCAAAGUUCGACAUUUUAAGAUGAACAGGCAGAGAAGAGGUAUAAACCAGCCAAAUAAGGAUGAUCAAGGACAGCAAUCAAAGUUUUCUUCUGAUUAUAGCGAGCCCCAGCAAGCGUGGGAUUCCCAGAACACCAAUCCUAACUCAGAUGCAAAAAAAGGUAAUUUCAGUGUAAUGACUAGUCCAGAAACAUCCUCAGUGGAUGCUCAGACGACACAAGAAAGUCUCAACACUGUUUUGAAUGAGCCUCUGUCUCUCGAAAUGCCAGUUAUGUUACAAGUUUCGUCGCCAGCAAUAAAAACAACUGUUGGAGUACAACUGUCAGAUAAUUCAAAUUUAAUACCGAAAAAUAUCACAAGUCCUCAACCAAGUGACGAACUGACUUCCGAAAAUACCACAACCUUUAAAGUUAAAGAGAAAGAAAUGAAGGAUGACGGGAAAAGAACGUUGGGAAGGAAGGACGGAGGAAGUAAACAAACACGAUUUUCUAAAACCACACUCAUGAUGCUCGUGCUGACCAUGACAACCAUUGUCCUCUUCGUUCCACACCUUGUUAUCGAAAUAUGGAAGGGUGGAUGUCUUGACGUCCAUUCACCUGUAAUGGAGAUGAACAUCUGUCAGGUGGCUCACAUCUUCCCAUACCUCAACAGUGUCAUCAAUCCCUUCAUCUACAGCUUCUGUAACCCAAAGUUUCGUCUGCAAUGUCGACUGUUUCUACGCAGUGUGUACAACUGUGUGUCGCUUCCUAUCUGAUUUGCUUUUAUGAGAGAUUCUUCAAGAAGAUAAGUAUUGGCAUGAGUCUGCUGCACAGCACCACUCCUGAGUACUGGUCAUGUGACUAACACGGAGCAUGCGCAAUUUUGAAGAGUUUUGUAGAAAGACACACCCAACACACACACACACACACAUCUUUAUACAUACAGCCACACACACACACACGUCUGUAUCUAUAUAUACAUAGAGUGAAAAAUAUAAAUAAUGUGUCUAUAGCCUUAAAAACGAUAUAUCUUUAGGUCGGUGAAUUUUUGUUUAUUGUUUCUUCUCCGAUGACUUUAAAAAGAUUCUCCAGUCUAAAACUGUACAGAUUAUGGCUGUCAUACUUCAGCAUUACGGAAUUUGUUUCAAAGAUUCUGUUUGUAUAAUUUUUACUUUUUGUACUUUGUCAUUAAUAUAGUAUUCUGCUUUAACAGAUUUUUGUUUUGUGUUUCCAACUCAUUUAACUUGUGCUAUGUUAUUUAAGCAUAAUAAAAUUCAUACAUUGUGGGAUUCUUAGCAAGUUCGUUAAUUAUCUUUUUGUUAAUAAUGUUAAUUCUUUAUAUUUUAAAAAGAAAGUACAGCGAGAGAAACUAGUCUGGAUGUUGCCAGUGUGAGAUUUCUAAUCACAGAUACACUUUCAAACACCAAAGCAUUGUAAAAAUAUUUGCACAUGAUUUUUUUCUACCUUUUAAUUGCCAUUUUUUAAUAUUGAAAAUAAA
Pomacea canaliculata is the source of this 2416-nucleotide messenger RNA. Its product is annotated as muscarinic acetylcholine receptor M2-like. Gene Ontology annotation, biological process: neuropeptide signaling pathway. Gene Ontology annotation, cellular component: membrane. The coding region runs from base 345 to 1694 and encodes 449 amino acids. Lineage: Eukaryota; Metazoa; Mollusca; Gastropoda; Architaenioglossa; Ampullariidae. The transcript has 2 exons. Gene Ontology annotation, molecular function: G protein-coupled peptide receptor activity. The record is from RefSeq and is a predicted model, not a curated record.